AUGGGGAGCCCACCGGCCAAGAUGAAGUUUUGCCCCGUGCACAUGCUCUCUGUAAGGAUCAUACAAGCGAAGAACAUCAAGUCAAGAGACCUGUGGACAGUUCCACUUUCCUGCCAAAGCCUUGCGGGGCAAUGUUAUUCACUGCUCGAUACCAGUCUGAAGUAUUUAGGCAUCUCGGGCUGCAGUAGACAUCUUCAGUCAAGUCCUGACUCCAGCUCUGAAAGACACCACCUUGGAGAUUUCCUUUCCCACCGUUGCCAAGCUUCACAAAUGACGGCGUCCGACUGCUACGUGCGCUUGUGGCUGCCAUCUGCCUCAAACAGAAAGCUUCAGACCAAAACUGUCAAGAACUCUGACAACCCUGUCUGGAAUGAGACUUUCUACUUCAGGAUCCAGAGAGAAGUUGAGAAUGUUUUAGAAUUGGCAGUGUGUGAUGAAGAUCCACUCACCAAAGAUGACACACAGUUCACAGUUCUUUUUAAUCUUGCUAGAGUCAGACCUGGGGAGAUAUUCCGUGAGACAUUUGCUUUGAAAUCAGAGAAGGAGAGGUGCAUUAAGAAAUGGGAAAGUCUGGAAGUGGAAUUCUGGAUGGAAAGAAUCCCUGGCCCUCCAGAGCACCUCAUCACCAACGAUGUCCUAGUGUCCCGGGAGGUUUGCUGCUUGGAAGUGCAAGUGGGCAUUCAUGAAAGCAGGAGGUAUUUGAGAGAGGGUAAGAAUCUCGUGUUUACCGUGCCUGCAUCCCAUGAGGGAACACAGAAAACUACAGAGGACACAGACACUUUCUACUUCCAUUGUGUGAAGGCUUGGGAGCCAGUUCUGCAAGCCAGGCUGCAGAAAGUUUCUGAUAAAGAAGACGACAACAGCAAUCUAAGUGACACCUUAACAGUACCCCUGAAGUUUCUCCCUCUGGGACACAAAGUGAAAGUAACCCUCCCUGUGAGACACAAUGUGCCAUUGCAGUUUUACCUCCAGCUAAAUGAUUGCACAGAGAGCCUGGACGUGCGCUUCGGGUACGAUCUGUGCCGGGGAGAGCAGGACUUCCUGCAGAAGAGGAAGAGGGUGGUUGCCAGUGGCCUGAAGAGGGUUCUUCACCUGGAGAGAGAUCUACAUGGGCACGAGGUCCCAGUAAUAGCUGUUAUGGCAACAGGAGGAGGCCUCAGAGCAAUGUCAGCUAUGUUUGGCCACCUCUUAGCCCUUCAGAAGCUAAAUCUCUUGGACUGUGUUACCUAUCUCACCGGGGCUUCUGGCUCAACGUGGACCCUGGCAGACCUGUAUGAGGACGCUGACUGGUCACAGAAGUCUCUGGAGGGGCCACUUAGGGCAGUAAAACAACAAGUGACAAAAUGCAAGCUCGACCUUAUGUCUGUAGAGCAUCUGAAGUAUUAUCACAAGGAGCUGGCUGAGAGGGCAAAAGCGGGACACGUGUCGUCUUUUACCACUCUGUGGUCGCUGGUCCAGGAGAUGUUCUUACAUGAGAGGCCAAGAAAGUACAAGCUGACGGACCAGCGCAGGGCGUUGGAGCACGGGCAGAACCCGCUGCCCUUCUAUGCAGUCCUCAACGUCAAAGAGGAAAAGUUCAGCACUUUCCAAUUUAGAGAGUGGACACAGUUCUCUCCUUACGAGGUGGCCAUACCAAAGUACGGAGCCUCCAUCCCUUCAGAGUACUUUGACAGCGAGUUCUUCAUGGGAAGGCGAGUCAAGAAGCUGCCAGAAUCUCGCAUCUGCUAUCUGGAAGGUCUUUGGACAAACAUCUUUACCAGGAAUUUGCUGGAUGGCUUGUACUGGUCCUCAAAUGCAAACGAAUUCUGGCAACGAUGGGCCCAAGACAUGGUAGAUAUAGAAAAGCAUUGCCCAGAGGAGGAUGUCACUGUCAUCGAGCCUCCCUCGUGUUUGUCGGGGAAGCUGUAUGAAAUGUUUCAGGACAUCAUGACCAAGCGCCCGCUGCUGGCAAAGUCUCACAACUUCCUGAGAGGCUUAGAGUUUCAUAAGGAUUAUAUCCAUCAGAAGAAGUUUAAUGAAUGGAAAGACACCGUGCUGGAUGGCUUCCCCAACAGCCUGACGCCGCUGCAGAAGUACCUGUGCCUGAUAGAUGUUGGCUAUUUCAUCAACAGCAGUGGUGCAGCACUUUUCAAGCCAGAGAGGAACGUGGAUGUCAUUAUCUCACUGGAUUAUGGUUUGGGGAACGUCUUCAAGCAAUUAGAGAUGACAUACAAGUAUUGCAAGAUACAGAAAAUCCCAUUCCCCAAAGUGGAGCUAAGUGAAGAAGAUGAGAAGAACCCCAAGGAAUGUUACAUCUUCUCAGAUGCAGAGGACCCCAGGGCACCCAUAGUAAUCCACUUCCCCCUGGUGAAUGACACCUUUAAGGAAUUCAAGGAGCCUGGGGUAAAGCGAGAUCUCUCAGAGAUGGAAGAAGGCAAAGUCAAUCUGGAGAGCAGCUGCUCACCUUAUUACCUCAUUAGGCUGAUCUACUCCUCAGAAAAUUUUGACAAGCUGGUGAACCUGAGCAAGUACAACAUCCUCAAUAACAGAGAGCUGCUCCUGCGGGCGAUCCGCAGCGCCGUGGAGCGGAGGAGGCGCAGCAGGACUGCGAAUCUGCCCAGCUACUCUGGAGCUGGAUACCUUUAG
This is a messenger RNA of Colius striatus (speckled mousebird), 2625 nucleotides long. RefSeq names its product cytosolic phospholipase A2 beta. Gene Ontology annotation, biological process: glycerophospholipid catabolic process. Gene Ontology annotation, cellular component: cytosol. The record is from RefSeq and is a predicted model, not a curated record. Bases 1 to 2625 code for a protein of 874 amino acids. Gene Ontology annotation, molecular function: calcium ion binding; calcium-dependent phospholipid binding. The transcript is spliced from 21 exons. NCBI's taxonomy places the organism in Eukaryota, Metazoa, Chordata, Aves, Coliiformes, Coliidae.